This is a messenger RNA of Drosophila teissieri, 671 nucleotides long. RefSeq lists its product as uncharacterized. NCBI's taxonomy places the organism in Eukaryota, Metazoa, Arthropoda, Insecta, Diptera, Drosophilidae. The transcript has a single exon. Bases 291 to 671 code for a protein of 126 amino acids. The record is from RefSeq and is a predicted model, not a curated record.
CUCGUGUAACGGUCACACUAAAUACUACAUUUUAAAAUAAUAAACGAUACGACGCCGUGAAAUUCCAGUGUAAAAGCGUGAAUAAUUUGAUAAAAAAAACUCUGAAGUGCGUACGUACAGCUAAGCAGUUGAUAUUUGAAAUAACGGUAGCGUGACUUCAAAGCAAAACAAAUGUGCGAGUGGGCUUUUUUUUCACCAGUUUUUCCCAGUGCUAAAUAUAGAGCGUAAAAAUGUUUGGCAUUAAUGCAAUAUCGUGAAAUUAGCAUCUGCUAGUUAGUCCCCGUGCCUGAAUGAGUAUGUCCACAAAUAUCUGUAACCUAGAGGUAAUAAAGAACGCAAAUCCAAACCAAUAUCGGCCCGAGGACCAACAAGCCAAACAAUUUGAUUCCGAUCGCACCGAGAGCGAUGCGACGCACCCAAUAUUACGCAGCGAUCAUCACCAUCAGGGUGAACUGGUCGAAUGUCUGACGUGCAGCCUCCAAUUCAAGAGUUUCUCCUACAGCGACAUUUGCACGCACUACACAUUCAAUCAUCCGCAUAAUUCGGCUAAUUUAAGCCAUCAUCAUCUGCCUAAGUGUUUGUACUGUAAACGCGACGUUCAUCGUUUCCAACGCGCGCAGAAAACCCAGCCGGAGAUCUAUCACUUUUGUUCGCCCCGCAAACAGAGUUAA